Molecule: messenger RNA, 3554 nt
Organism: Mobula hypostoma (lesser devil ray)
Lineage: Eukaryota; Metazoa; Chordata; Chondrichthyes; Myliobatiformes; Myliobatidae
Product: transmembrane protein 74
Exons: 2
Coding region: 627-1376 (249 amino acids)
Source: RefSeq, a predicted model, not a curated record
CACAAAUUGUUCUCCCCCUUAAUCGGUGACUUUAUACGUUGUUUAAUCUGAAUGCAGUCGGGUUGUGAAAGCCGUUUCCUUGCGGGGCUCCAGCCUCAGGUGCUGUUCACUGUGCAGACGGUAGAGUGCGAGAAAAUACUCUCGAUCGGAUGCUGAGACUCUAGUUCCCAGAGUCCUCCGCCCAGUGGAGAUGCGAGUCCCGAGCUUCCGCUGCGAUCCGCAGGACUGACACAUCAGCAGCUCCGAGGAGUGGCGGAACCGGUGCGAGCACUGCUCUCGGUCAAAGUCCGGCUCGCCUGCACCACACCGUGCAGGGUGCGCCCUGAGCGACGAAACUCGGGAGCCGAGGAAGAGGCAAGUCUCGGAUCGGCAUAUUGCCAAUUGUCGGAGUCUACAGACGGAUAGUGAAAUGCAUUUCCCCAAGACGAAGUGAUUUACAGACAACAUUACGGUGGAGAUGUGGGACGCAGUUGUUGACUUUUAGUGGUACGGAGGGGUAGUGGCACUAGGCGAUUCCUUGUCCACUCCACGGCGAGCCACGGCUCAGUGUGCAUAAAGUGCAGUUUUCGGAGAUGGCUUAAAGAACGCUCUCUGCGAGUGAGAGAAGGGAGGCACUGAGGGAGAUCAUGACUUCAGUGGAGCUGGUGUUUCUGGGCGAAGACCGGGCGCACUCUGGACAUUGGAAGGAACUAAGCUGGGGUAUCCAUGGCCCGGUCUCCAGUUCAGCACCUGGGACAGCGCCGAUGCAGAGUGCCGGCUUUAAAGCGGAGCGCCCGGACUCCAAGGUAUGCUGUCACCAGCAACUGGAAACUUCCUUCUCCUACAUUGAUGAAAAUGUCAAUCUCCAGCGCGCGUGUUCCCCGCUGUCGGACGGAAGCUGCAGCCCUCCGUGUUACCAAGGCGCCUGUGGCGACGGCAGACCGGCACCCGAGGAGCUGCGAGAACUCUCGUCUCUCUCCGAGGACAUCUCGCCCGAUCUCUCCGACUCCCCAGUGGACUAUGGCUUCAUCAGCGCUCUGCUCUUUCUCUGUAGUGGCAUCAGUCUGGUCAUCAUAUCCUACGUCAUCCCCCGGGAUGUGAGCGUGGAUCCGGACAGUGUUUCAGCCCGGGAAAUGGAGCAAUUGCAGCGGCAGAGUGCCCGCGUGGGAGCUCACCUGGACAGGUGUGUGAUCGCUGGCCUUGGACUCCUCACUCUCGGCGGGAUGCUGCUCUCCACCUUGCUGAUGAUAUCCAUCUGCAAAGGCGAGUUGUACCGGCGCCAGAGGUUCUCAUUGGCUGGCAGGUCGGGGAAGAUCUAUGGAUCCUUCAACUUCCGCCUGAGUUCCCCCAACCAUCGAUUUUCACUGGGAGCAGAGGAGAUGAUUACUAACGACUAAUGGUAUGGUGUGGUGGGUCCUAAACUCGUUCUUUACACAAGGUACAACUUUAAAACAGUCGGAAAAAAAACAAUCAAACUGCCCAGACCCCUCCUCUGCAAAGGACAGAGAACGUGCAAUUCCCAAGCAAUCUCCACUUUGUCCCGUUGCCUGACGAGUAGAUAUAGCAAAUGCUCCUCGGCCACUUCAGGUCUGCCUGAGAAUCAGCAUUCUAGCAUUUGCGAACUUGGAAACAAAUUACAAAUCCAGUAACCCAUUUCUCCUCCCACAUAACAUGUUCCUGUUGGUUCACGGCUUUCAUCUAUUUAUUAGAACACAGGAAAGGGUGGAGGUCACUCAGUCCCUCAAAUUUGUUCCAUCAUCAGUGAUAUGCACUAGAUCUCCAGUUCCUGCCUUAUGUUUAUUUCACAAACAUGUCACCUCGUUAAAUAAAAUCAAUCGAUCUCCAUAAACUACAACCUAAUAAUGAUGUCCUUCCCCGGAAAAUCCCCGGAAAAUCUGCACCCUCCCGUUACUGCCCCAGAACGGCCUGGCUCUAGUUUUAUACUCCCCUGCCAGAAAAAAAUAACGUUUCUAUUUUAACAAUAACAGGGGUUAGAAUUUUAAACAACUUGGUGAGCUCACAAAUCAGCCUUCCAAACUCACGCAUGGCUGACUCCAAAUUAAACUCUUCCGUUGUUUGGUUGAAACGAUUUUUUCUCUCUUCUUGUUUGUCUGGACAAUUGAUUUAUUACUGUUUCCUAUAAAAUCAGAAGUGAGAACACUUGGCAAGGCAGUCAACAUCUUGGGUAAAACAGAUGAGUUUAGGAUUCAAUGUGGGUCCUGGUGACCCAUUUCCUCCCAGUUCCCAACCUACAGUCAUUUCACGUUGCUGCCUUGUUCUAAUUGAACUGAAAAUCAAUAACUUUCCGACACCUGAUUUACAGAAGAAAAGAUGGUUUAAGGUUAAAUGCUUAAUUAGUGAUAGAAAGCCUUGGACAGAUCAUCCACAGAGCCAGUAUGAGUCUGUUAGACUGAAUGGCUUCCUAUCUGUUGUAAUAUUUUUCUAUACUGUUCCAGACUCCAUUUCUGUUUCUCCAAGUUGUGCAAUAACUUGAGCGAUUUGGAACCACAUGUCUGUGUAGGCCCUUCAGUGAAUUAACUGCAGGUUAAUUUAUCCCAGUCCACCAUAGCUGCAACUAAUACUAAAUGAGAUCUCUAACACACUUGAUUGUAUUUUAUAGAGAAACAGUGAGUUACACAACCUUACCCCUGAAAAACAUUGUCAGCUGAGCAGAGUUGUUCAACUCCUAUGUUAUUUCGUUUUUAAAUUAAGUUUCUACUUCAGAGCUCUUUGUUUUGAACAACAUGUUUCUUUAAUUACAUUUGUUUGUAAAAAUAAUAUGUAUUUGUUUCCAAAAUGCAAACUGAUGUCCAGCAACACACAUUCUCCAUAAUCUUUACUCUAUCAAAUGAGACAUCUUCUAUUGUGAAACAUGGCAUUCAUUAAGUGAAUGUAAACAUGGAAGAAUGUUAACAUUCACAAGGGGGAACCGUUGUAGGUAAGUAUCCAUUCUCAUUCUGUUUUGGUCUGAUCCCCUCCAAAGAUUGUUCACUUCCCUUAAGCAGGCCUGCCAAUGAUAUGGGCUCCGGAAAGGGUACCGAGAUAAUCUUGCAUUGCUCCUUUAACAGAGGAAUCUGAGUAGCAUGUGUUAGGUUCCUAAAAGGAGAAUAGCAAUAAGGAGCAGGAACAAUAUUAUAUAAAAUCCUCAAGACACAUUUCAUUACACCCUCGCACUGAGAAGAUGCUUUUUGAACCUGGUCCAAUUCCUUUUUAAUCACCUUGUGUACAUUCCCUAACUCCUCGCAGUGCACCUCCUGGGCCACAACAAGCAGAGUGGAUCAACAGCCUCACCACUCAUUCCCUUAAUGUCAGAGCAAAGGAUUCCCUCUCUCUCCAUUGCCCUGACCCUGUAUUUCCUCCGCCAAGGACAGCUAAACCAGUACUCCUGAGUAAAAUAUUUACUUCCUUAAUGACGUGAUUUGAGGAGUGAAUCAGGUUUGAAGUGUGUGUGAUUUCUAGACUAUGAAGGUCAUGGUCAGCAUCUGUCUCUGUACCACAGGUUGUGUGUUGAUAAGUGAUUUAUACAAGCCCUUCAUAAUUACAAGGGAUCCAUAACACUAUUUCAGUUUUGAAAA